AUGUCUUCGAACUCUACUCUCAACGGAGACAUCGAGGUCGCCUCCAAAGAGCAAGAAAAACCUUUCCAUGGUAGUGUUCUCCCAACCGACCUAUCCGACGGUCCCUCCAAGGACUUCAAUUUUCUCCCCAUUCCAAAACGGCUUCGAUAUCAUCCCGCAAAACCAUUUAAUUUCAAUAUAUGGAUGAACUGGGGGCUUAGCUUUGCUGCUACGUUCCUAAUCUCAAACAUGUAUUAUUGUCAACCAUUACUCAUUCAAAUGUCGAUUACGUUCGGGGCUUCCUACGAGGCCGUCUCCAAAGUCCCGACUUUGAUACAGGCAGGAUAUGCAGUGGGGCUGUUCUUCAUCUGUCCAUUAGGAGACCUUGUGCGACGGCGGCAGCUGUUGUUGCUCCUCGUAUUCGUCACAGCCACACUAACCAUCGGGUUGGCAAUUACACGGAGUAUCUUGGUGUUUCAAAUCCUGAAUUUUCUGAUUGGCCUGGCCAACAUCUCCCCGCAGAUUCUGGUACCUCUCGCUGCUGAUCUCGCGCGUCCUGAGCAAAGAGCAUUUGCCUAUUCCAUUGUGCUCACCGGCAUGUUGUCAGGUGUCCUCAUUGCUCGAGUGCUCUCUGGGGUGAUAGCACAGUUUUCUUCCUGGCGUGUCGUGUAUUAUAUGGCAAUCGGUGCCCAAUACCUCAUUCUCCUUGUCAGUUAUGCCGUGAUUCCGGACUAUCCCGCAAAGAACAAGGAUAUGACUUAUCAGGGUAUUCUCUGGAGUAUGAUAAAGUACUCGGUGACGGAACCACUCGUCGUACAAGUCGAAAUCAUGUCAAUAAUGACAAGCGCGUGCUUUUCGAGCUACUGGGUUACGUUAACCUUUCUACUAGGAGGACCGCCAUACAAUUAUUCAACUCUGGUGAUUGGACUCUUCGGUCUACUAGGCCUUGCUGGAAUGGCCAUGGGUCCAUUUGCUGGUAGAAUUGUGGAUAACAUCGCACCUUGGUAUGGAAUGCUCGUAUCGACCAUUCUGCUUCUGGUUUUCCAGUCUAUACAGACUGCUGCUGCAGGCUUUAGCAUUGCAGCCGUCAUUAUAGCGUGCAUUGGGUUGGAUGCCAUUCGGCAAAUGCAAAAUGUCUCGUUGACUACAGCAGUUUUCAGUAUUACGUAG
Molecule: messenger RNA, 1149 nt
Organism: Psilocybe cubensis
Lineage: Eukaryota; Fungi; Basidiomycota; Agaricomycetes; Agaricales; Agrocybaceae
Exons: 7
Coding region: 1-1149 (382 amino acids)
Biological process (GO): transmembrane transport
Molecular function (GO): transmembrane transporter activity
Source: RefSeq, a predicted model, not a curated record